Molecule: messenger RNA, 5717 nt
Organism: Cryphonectria parasitica EP155
Lineage: Eukaryota; Fungi; Ascomycota; Sordariomycetes; Diaporthales; Cryphonectriaceae
Exons: 5
Coding region: 477-5717 (1746 amino acids)
Cellular component (GO): nucleus
Molecular function (GO): ATP-dependent chromatin remodeler activity; ATP hydrolysis activity; ATP binding
Source: RefSeq, a predicted model, not a curated record
CUUUGUUAAUGCUCCUUCACGCAACCUCAACAACUUGUCCAUAACGCGCUGUCUAUCCCUACUCCACUUUGGAUCCCUUUCACUCUCUUCUCCGAUGUUCAUCCAAGUAUCUUUGCCCUGCAAGCGUGAUUGUUCGUCUUGAAUUCUUCUGAUCAAAUCUUCGACCCAACUCUCAGCACCAAAGCGCACCCCACCAACCCACAGACAAGCUUGAUGGACUUUUCUUCUCCUUUGAUACCUGCAUCGCCUGUCAUAUUGUCUACAAUCUCUUGAGCAACACUUGCAGACAAUCUCAAUGCUGUCUAUGACUCAUGGAGCGCGCAUCCAUCAACACCAACCUAUAGCACCCUGCGUUGGCCUGCUUAUUCUUAAGGCUCUCUUUCCAGGACACACACAGCUGCAAUAGCGCAGUCUGCCACCUAGUCCCCCAGACAGAGACAAAGACCCUCCACGGUUCAUACCUCGAUUCAGCCCAGAUGGCGGGGCUUUCAGACGAUGAUCCCUUCACUUGGGAUAUCGAACGCGUCGUGAAAGAGCUCUGCACUGCUGACUACACUUGGACACCCACCGCUCGCUCCCGACUGCCAGACCCCAUACACUUGGAAGCAAGACUUCGAGCAUGCGAGUAUGAUGGCGAAGUGCUGUUGGACUCGAUGGAUCAUGCAGCUGAGCUUUGGGCUGAUCUGGGUAUCACUGCUACAAAGCAUAAGAUGGCCCUUCGUACUGCUAUUCAGCAAUUCCGCACAAGGAGCCCUUUGUACAGUGCGUACAAGAAGUCAUUGCACAAAGAUCUCAAUGACGAGACAGCUGUCAAGGAAGACAAUCGAUCUUUGUCCUGCACACUGAAGGAUGUCACUGCCCUUGAUUCUGUACCAGAUACGAUAAUCAGCAAGCACUCAUCUCACUCCUCCUCGCUUGCUGCCCAGAAUGAUGCAGACGACAUACAAGUCAGCCACAGUGGCAAUCCAACUGAGCCAUCCAAGAAGAAGCGGCGCUUGAACCCGACACAACUCAUCACUGUCGAUCAACCUCCUCAAGAUAGUCGCUUCAGUACGGUGCCCAUUUCGACGGAGGCUGAUGUAAUCAGAGCAUCUAUGGCAGCUACGAAACCAUCCGUGCUGCCCUCAGCGCCCUCCAACGAGCUGUUGGCCCAGGGCGUCAACUCUUCAAGCGAGCCCGACCAUUUCCAAUCCAGUCUUCUGAGCCUACCAGGAGCCUAUUGGGGUAAUGGAAAGUUCUCUUUUGUCGACAUUAUCAGUUUUAAUGAAACGAUCGAUGACGAUGCCCAGUUUGGGUGGGGCCGACCGAAGCUUUUCGGCCGAGCCAGAAAGAGAUAUGUCAAUGGGCUGAUGAAGCGAUACCUUCGUAACCCCAACAGCUUUAAGGCCGACGGGGACGACGAUGAGUCUGCUCUACCUGUUUUCGGAGAAUCUGAUGACGACGACAAUCCUGAAUGGCAAGAGAUUGAUCACGAGAUUGAGGAGGAAGAAGAGGAGGUCCGUCGAGAGCAGGAACGUGGGCUGGCCAAGAAGUCCCAACUUCAACCCUCCCAGGUUGAUACCUUUAUUGGCCAGAUGGUCCAAGAGUACAUCUCUCGCUGGCAGGAGAAUAAGCUUCCAGUACGGCAGCGCCAGGCCUUCUCACUAUGGGAUAAGGCUCGUCGGAAUGGCACUCGCAAUAGCCAGGUUGUCAAACUGACUGAUUCCCUGCGAGCUGCAGACAUACGUCUGUCCAAGUGGCUCGAAAAUCUCAAGGACAACACAUACUCAAAUGAGAACGAACUUCGCCACAUGGGGCCUAUUCUCGAGCCUACCAUUGAUGACAUCCAACAGCUCAAGUGGCACAUCAGCGUCCUGCAGUUGCGGGAACCUCCCGAGAAGAUAAAGUCGGCACCGGUACCCAAGCUUGCGCCUACGAGGAAGCGGCCUUCGAUGUCUGACAAUGACGGCAUAGAUAUAUGGGACGAGGACGAGCUGGACGACUUCAUUGUGGACGAUCCUAUUCCCGAACCUGAAGAUGAGGACUUGAUGGCUGAUGACCUCGCGGGUGCUGCGAUGGACAUUGACGAUCUAGCGGCCUCCGACAUACCGAAUAUCAACACAGGACACAGUUUUACGUCCAUGAGUGACGGUGAUAUUCCGAUGCAUGACCUGACGGAGGUUGGCCCAUCGAACGCUCCCAUUGACCUGCGCACCCCUGAUAAGCCCUUGCAGCUCCGAGCCGCUUCAGACGAUGAUUUCCCCAAGAUUCACUCUCUGGAAGCCAUUGUCGAUAAGGGCACGGAAUACUGGGAGUUGAGGUCACACUACAAACAUCUCAUCAUCACCCUCAUUUGGUUUUGGCCACAACAGCGAAAGUCGAGCGUUUUCAACGCCAUCAUCUACUCGGACAAUUCAGAGCAGGUCUGGAAUGACCUCAUGAGUCAACUGACACAAGACUCUCGCAGAACACCCACAAAGAAUAGCCCGGGGCGGUCGCGUCGUGAGACCGGGACCCAUUUGGCACGGCUCUUCGACACAUUCAUUGGCACAAUCACCCCUCGCACAUCUGAACAGUCCAGCAGCACUGAUAAGACAGCCUUGGAUAAGCUGACUAUGGAGCGGAUCAAACAGAAUAAGGGAUUGUUCGAUAAUUUCUACUGUUUCCUCACGAGAGUUGCCCGCUAUUACGGCUUCACACGAGUCGACAAGGAUGUUGUGUCUCCAUGCGAUCCAGAUCUUAGCUACAGCACGCAAGGGUCGAACAUGACUCCUAGCCAACGGGCCAAGCUCAUAAAGCAGCAGAAGCAGGCCAAAUCGGCUCGCAUUCGCCGGGAAGAGCAGAGCAGUUCCCAGAAUAUCGAGGCCCGCAAACUCCAGUUCAGACAACAGUUGGAGAGUUCAGCGCUUGUUCCUAAGGAGAAGAGCCGACUCAUCAUCAACGAGUCGAAGGAUGAUGGCAAGGGACUCAUAUUCAUAAACAGCCACAUUUCGCCCAGGAUCCAAGACCACCAGAUUGAUGGCGUUCGUUUCAUGUGGGACGAGAUCACCAAAAAGACGAAGCAGGGAUGCUUACUCGCACACACUAUGGGCCUUGGAAAGACCAUGCAAGUCAUCACUCUGCUGACUGCUAUCGCCGAAGCCGGGAAGUCUGAAGACGAGUCCAUCUCGUCACAGGUACCAGAGCAUCUGAAGGACGCGAAGUUCCUCGUACUCUGUCCAGCUUCUCUCUUGGAUAACUGGGUGGAGGAAUUCGGAUUCUGGGCUCCACCCGGUGUUCUCGGAGAGAUCUACUAUUUCCAGGCUUCCGACAUCCCUCAGAUGCGCGCCCGGACCAUCAAGACCUGGGCCAAGACUGGUAGUGUCCUUGUGAUGAGCUAUACUCUGUUGCGCAGUCUCGAGGACCAGACGGAUGGCAAGGAACUUCAACGCCUGAUUUGGGAUACGCCUUCUCUUGUCGUCGGCGACGAAGCUCAGAACUUCAAGAACUCAAAGUCCAAGACUGGCAUUGUUGCAAGCCAGUUCAAAACCACCAGCCGCAUCGCUUUGACUGGCUCCCCUCUGGCAAAUAACGUUGAGGAGUACUACUCGAUGAUCAAUUGGGUCUCUCCUGGAUUCCUGGGCGAGCCAAGCGAGUUCGCAACGAACUAUGCUAGGCCUAUUGAAGACGGACUGUGGAAGGGAAGCGAUGCCGCUAUGAGGAGAAGAGCCAAAAUCUGCCUUGCUGCUCUCAAGAAAGUGGUAGAACCCAAGGUCCAGAGAAGGACGAUCGCCUUCCUCAAAGACAGCAUUCCCCCGAAAAAGGAAUACAUCAUCUAUAUCAACCUUGGGCUGAUCCAGGAGGCUGUAUAUCAAACCUACGUCAAAGGCGUCCUGGGAGAAAUAGGAGGGAGGAAAAACCUUUCUGUUACAUCUGUUUGGAGCCUGACCGCUGCUUUGAGGCUUCUUCUAGCCCAUCCAUACAUUCUUCAGAAGAAGCUACAAGAGAAGCAAGCAGAUGAGCAGCCCAGAGAAAAGAAAAAGGGCUCGCCAGUUGACGAAACGGACGCCAGUCUCUCUGAUGCAUCAGAUACAGUGAAGGCCCUGGUGCUGGAUGUCCUGAAAGCCCAGCAGACCUCCGAGGCCAUCGAUUCCUCGCAGAAGAUGCUUGUGUUGGACAUGAUUCUUGAGGAAUCAAUGAGACUGGGCGAGAAUGUCUUGGUUUUCUCACAAAGCCUCGAUGUCCUGGACUUUGUCGAGCAUCAUCUUUGCGCAGCGAAGAAUCGGGCUUACAAGCGGCUCGAUGGCAAAGUUUCUCCUGCCUUGCGGCAGGGUCUUGUGAAAGAGUUCAAUCGCAACAAGUCGCAAGCAUUCCUCAUCUCGACGACAGCUGGAGGUGUUGGUCUCAACAUUCAUGGUGCCAGUCGAGUCGUCAUUCUUGAUUUCCAGUUUAAUCCUGUACACGAGCAGCAAGCCAUAGGGCGGGCGUAUCGUAUAGGACAGACGAAACAGGUGAUUGUGUACUGGCUCAUCUGCGGCGGAUCGUUUGAGAAAACGAUGCACAAUCAACAAGUGUUCAAAAAUCAGCUGGCCUCGCGUGUGGUGGACGCCAAAAACCCCUUGUCCAAAGCAGACAACAAUGUCUCAACCUGGUUCAGAGACUAUCAAAAGCAUGAGGCCAGGGAUAAGACCGCUUUUCGAGGCCAGGAUCCAGUCUUAGACGCUCUGCUCAAGUGUGAUGUUGUCAAGGGAAUACCAUGGAUUGAAACUACAGAUACCUUUGAGGAAGAAGAGCUGGACAAAGACCUGCCCGCAGACGCACAACAGGAGGCUGACCAAAUGGCUCAUCGACAGCAAACAGCUGCUCAGAACUCGGGAAAGGCAACUCCAUCCCAGCAAUAUGGUCAAGCACCUUUCAGUGUCCUAUCAGGACCGUAUCAGGGCAGACAGAAGCCAGCAGCGGUGCUGCCUGAUUUUGGCUUGCACCCCGCGACUCUGACAAUGCGUGGCCAGCAUUCCCAGCAACCAGUGAUGCAGUCGCAUGAUGCUUCUGUUGUAGCUUCUCUUGAGCGGCAGCCUUCUUUCUCUUCCCAGAAUGAACCCCCGACGUUUGGUGCUAAUGGGGAAUCGCAGCAAAAUCCACAGUCGAUGGCCACGCAUCUGAAUGCGUUUCCAGCGCAGCCAGCAGCUCCUCUUCCCUUUGGCAUGCCCCGGGCUGGCAGCGUCCAGCAGGAUGUGCAUCGAAGGCAGCCAGCGCCCCCUCCUGCCUUUGGCAUGGAUGGGGCUGCCAGCAGGCAGCAGCAGAAUACGGCCGCAACUCCUGUCAGCCUACCAGGGGAGGCAGCAAGGCCUAUCACAAUGGGAAAUACCCAAGAGGGACGCACUUCACGUGUUCAGGACUAUGGGUUUCUGGCCAAAUCCCGGAUAGAGGAGGAGAUGAAAGGUCAUCUAAGCCCAGAGGAGGAUAGCCGAUUCGGCGUGAUCAAGGAACAUCUGCAAGCGCAGGUGCAAAUGGCCAAGAUGGGGGGCAUGGAGAAGCACACGGUGUGGAAGAAUCUCGGACGGCUUGUCAAGACCUAUCCGGACAGCCUGGCCUAUCUGGAGGUGGCUGAGCCGGCGCAAGUCGUUGCCCUCCUUCUGAAGGGCGGCAAGUCAGAAGAGUCGAUGCACGCCAUGCUUGUUGAUCUUACCAAGAAGCCCAACACCCCGACCACCAAGACGAGGGAGCGGGACCCUGACGUAGGCGACCCUUUUCUUUAG